Messenger RNA from Rhizophagus irregularis DAOM 181602=DAOM 197198, 731 nucleotides. The record is from RefSeq and is a predicted model, not a curated record. Lineage: Eukaryota; Fungi; Glomeromycota; Glomeromycetes; Glomerales; Glomeraceae.
GUUUUAUUUUCGAAAUUGUUCUUCAAUUAUCCUACAAUUGUUAUUUUGAAUGAAACGUAUACAAGUUAAAGAUUUGUGUUGAUACCAUAAUACUACCAAAGUUUCGUACUACUGUACCUUUACUUAAUUAAGUGAUUUAAACGUACAUUAAUAAAUAGAAUUUUUAUCUUGCAAAAAUAAUUAUAUCCAAAAUAUGCAGAAAUUUUCUUUUUAUUUUAAUAACUUCAAAAAAUAUUUACUAAUAUUCCUGAAACAUUUGCAGAAUUUAGAGUUUUUAUUUAAUGCAAUCAUUUGUAUAAAUUCUCUGGUUGCCUUGAUUGGAAAUUUAUUCGUUUGGACUAGUAUUGCUAAUAUGGAUUACUAUUAUAAAGGGGAAGAUCUUGUUAUUGUGUUUGACUUGUUUUCAAUGUCAAGUUUAACGAUUAUAUCAGGAGUUGUUACAGCAACAUUAAGAACUCACGAUCAUACAAUAAUAUAUUUUAUCACGAAUGCAGCAUACAUUUUAUAUAUAUAUUACGCAUUAUUUAACAAUAUAGAUAUUCCUGACUAUAAGUGGAUUAUGUAUUUACAUAUAACAAUAAUGUUACUUUUAUUUAUUGUAUACAUUCGGUUACAUCGGAAAAGGUAAUAAAUUAAUCUUUAUACAUUAUAAAAUUACUCGAUAACCCUCUAAAAUUCAAUUCACGUAUUAGGGAAAGGGGUGACAAAGAUAAAAGGAAUGACGAAAAUAA